This is a messenger RNA of Hyalella azteca, 1731 nucleotides long. Its product is annotated as plexin domain-containing protein 2. The coding region runs from base 22 to 1731 and encodes 569 amino acids. Lineage: Eukaryota; Metazoa; Arthropoda; Malacostraca; Amphipoda; Hyalellidae. The transcript is spliced from 12 exons. The record is from RefSeq and is a predicted model, not a curated record.
GUCAUUUCUGUUGGUGUCAACAUGGCGAAGCUAACCGUAUUCUGUUUAUUCGCUUUUAUCUUAUGUGUAGACUUCGUAUUUUCUUCUAAUAAUGAGUCUCCAGAUUACUUCAAGUAUUCAUUUCCUGGAGCAUCCUUAUUAUCUUCCCAAGUAUCCCUGAACAUCCGUAAACAGCGUGAUGUUGCCUCCAGCAACAAUGCAGCUGCUGAUUCAAGCACAGAUCCAACUUUGGAUAAGGAGACAACUAUUUUUCCUAAAAAGGAAGUUGUAGAUAAGUUUCCUGAUACCAAGCUGCCAUAUUCUGAAGUCACCAAGCCAUCCAAGUAUGACAAAUAUGGGAAGGGUGAGAAGAAACCUCUUGGUAAACCUGGUGAAAAACCUCCCAUCAAACCUGAUGAUGACCAGUCAGCUAACUUGACUGCAGAUGCUUCAGUUGUUCCUAGUCCAACUGUUGGAUCAGUGACAUCUGCUGUGGCCAGCACUCCUGUUUCUGCUCAAACGUCUGCAGCUGCCGCUGUUGUCAGUGGGGCCUCCUCAAGUGCCCCGGCGCUGAAUCUCACCGAUGAUUUGGCUAAAGAUGAUGACACUCCGUUACUCAUGGACGGCUAUGUCACCAACAACACUGCAGCCCCUGACCAUCACAGAUACUACAACUCAUUCGCCUUCUCUGGCCAGGAAGUGAAGGAUCACCUCUGGGUCAACUUGGAGAAACUGGAGAAUGCGUCUGAGAGCGACCUGCUCUCCAGUGCUCAUCGACAAGCCUUUACAUUGAUGCUGCCGUUCUCAUUCCCCUUCUACGGCCACGUUCUGAACAACAUCACAAUAGCGACGGGAGGAUUCUUGUACACGGGGGACUUGGUGCAUACGUGGCUCGCCGCCACGCAGUACAUCGCUCCCCUCAUGGCUAACUUUGAUACCUCCGCGUCUGAUGACAGCAAAGUCAAAUACGUUAAGAACGAGACGGCGCUGACGGUGCAGUGGGAGAACGUGAAGCUCAAAGAGAGACUGGAUGGAGGUUCCUUCACUUUCCAGGUUACAAUCCAUGCAAGCGGCGACAUUGUUUUUUCGUACAAGGACGUUCCGAUUCCUGUGGACCAAAUUGCCGACGACCAACAUCCCGUCAAAGUCGGCCUCUCGGACGCAUACAUCGUGCACAAGACCAUCUUCUAUGUGCGCCGCAAAACUAUCUACGAGUACCACAAAAUAGACAUGAAGAAGCCUGAAAAAAUUUCAAACUGGACUGCAAUUGUGUUCAAGGCUUUGCCAACCUGUGUCUCCUUCCACGAUUGCUACUCCUGCGUAACUCAAAACUCAACAUUUCAGUGCCGGUGGUGCGAGAAGGUGGGCCGUUGCAGCGACGGCAUGGACAGGCACCGGCAAGACUGGCUGCUCAGCCGCUGCGAUUUCUUCAACUCAGAGCACCCCGAGCUGUGCUCCCCUCAGCGCGCUGUGGUCAGCCCAUCUGAGGUGCAAGCUGCCCCUCCCAGCACACAAGCAAUCACCACAACUCCCGAUGAAGACGUGAAAGCGACGGCCGCGUCUACAGCAGACAAGCUCGAGGCCAAGAUGGUGACAGAUGGAGGUGAAGAAGAGCAGCCCGGCAGCGGGGUGGGCACAGGCGUGACGGUGGCCAUCCUGGUGUGCCUGCUAGUGUGCAUCGUGGGCUGGCUAGUGUACGCCUACUUCUACCCGCACACUGCGUCUGGACAGCUGCUAAUUAAGGUGAACUAA